Gloeophyllum trabeum ATCC 11539 is the source of this 795-nucleotide messenger RNA. RefSeq lists its product as uncharacterized. Lineage: Eukaryota; Fungi; Basidiomycota; Agaricomycetes; Gloeophyllales; Gloeophyllaceae. The transcript is spliced from 18 exons. The coding region runs from base 1 to 795 and encodes 264 amino acids. The record is from RefSeq and is a predicted model, not a curated record.
AUGGCGCCCAUUGAUGCUACGGCUGGUGCGCUACUCGAUGGCGCUACGAUCUCUGCGAUGUUAUACGGGGUUAGCUGCGCCCAAGUUGUCCAGUACUACCUUACGUUUCCUGGUGAUUCGUGGCGAAUCAAGCUUAUGGUAGCGACCGUAUGGCUGAUGGACACUCUCCAGCAAGGUCUGCUUUCGCAUGCUGCAUGGUUCUACGCGUCUCGUAAAUGUGCUAGUCUGACGGUGCCUGGAUGUGAAUACUGGGCAUGGAGUGUUUUGGGAGAGGCAAUCCCUUCAAUCAUCGCCAUAUCCAUUGUCGAGGGCUUUUAUAUUAUGAGGAUAUGGCACUUUGGCAAUCGGAAGUCGGCCAUGAUCCUGAUCCUUCCGGCGUUUAUCGCACCAACAUUCCUCUUUGUAAACUUUGCAAACCCGUCAUUUUUCGUCGGUGGCGAACACUUCACGAUCGCAGAGUGGUUCACUUGCAUCGCGGCGGCAUCCUACGCUGUGACCGACAUCGGGAUAGCAUCCAUGUUGUGUUACUACCUAUACACUUCCCGGCAUCUCGUCUCCGCUACCUCCAAGUCCAUGAUCAACAAUUUGAUCAAUUACGCCAUUGCGACUGGUCUCCUGACUAGUAUUAUCAUGUUAACCUAUCUCGUUACGUUCGUUGCACUUGCGGGAGAUAUGAUCUUCCUGGCCGUGUAUUUUGUGGGGACGAAAGUAUAUGUAAAUUCACUCCUAGCAGCCUUGAAUAAUCGGGAACGCCUUCGUUCUCGGCAUGAAUACGCAUCGCAUGUUGAGUUCUGA